CCUCGCGCACCGCUGCAGUGAUCCUCUGCCCGCGCGCCGUCUCCGUUGUUGUAGUCAAUAUAAUGGCGGCCUCGGGAGGCGAAAUAUCAGGUCUUUCCACUAUCACCGGCCUGAGUUCCCAGGCACCGCCGGCCCGGGCUCGCUUCCCAGGUCGGCCGUUCUCGCUUCGUAGCAGGCUGCGCUCGGAGAAACGGACUCGACGCGGAAGAUUGGGUUCGGACUCCGGAGAGCUGGUCGCAGCCGGGCCGAGGCCCGUCAACAUCGGCCUUGCGUUAAGCGAGGACCCGUAUCUGCUGCGGCUACUGGGGGUGACGGAGAAGCACGAUCGGCGGAGAGAUGUUGGGUUUGACUCCAGCAAUAGUGAGGAGGAGGAAGAGUUUACUGGAUUUGGGAGCUCAAGAGUAUGUCCACCAAAACCUAAAAUCACGGCCUCCAAGAGAUCGGUCAGUCAGGCCAAGCCGCCUCGAGUUUCAGACCAGGUGCCGGAAGCAAAGCCUCUUAUUGGAAAAAUUAUUCCUAAGACCCCAAAACCAGCUCUGAUUGGGAAAAUUGUACCUAGAGUUCCCAAGGAAGGGCAGGAUGUUAAGGAGAGCCCAGUUAAAGAAAUAGAAUUGCCAAAAGUUGUGAUUAAAGUGCAAGACAAGGGGUCUCUCACAGCAAAAGCCAAACAUGCAGAAAAGCAGACCUCAGCCAGACAGAGCAGUACAUCAUCAGCUGACAUUAUUGGCAAAGCAGGAGAAGCAACAUUGAACCAAACGACCACCAAAUCAGUUAGUGACGCUAAACCUCAUGAAAAAGUGUCGAGCAUAUCUCAAGCAGUCGUAGUUGCAGAGCAAGCUCAUAGAGCAGUCAGAGCAGAAGGUGAGAUGUUGGAGAACUCGGAGACGUCCCAAGCAAAAGGAUCUGGAAAGCUGAAAAGUGGUUUUCAAAUUGGACACACUUGGCACUCAGCUCAAGGCGGCGCCAGCUCCUUUACGUCCUUUCACGGGCAUCAGGGUAUGAUGAGGAUGGUUAAAGGUUUGGGUGCUUCUCCAGAGGCUGCAGCGCAAACUGAACAAGAGGUUGGGAGGUCACUCAAGGGCAAAGCUACAGAGACUUCAGUGAAGAGAGCACACAAAAGGCAUCGAGGCAGAUUUUUGUUCGGGUAUAGGCGCAAACCAUCAACGGAGGUAUCGGGUAACAAACGGCCAAAAAUCGGUCGGGUUCGCACACGGCAUGUCUUUUACACCUACGUGCCAGAGUCACUUCCAUCUGUGGAAAGUACAGAACAGCAGGCUCCAAGUAUCGAGCCAUCAGAAGAAACAAAGCCCAGUUCAGAGCAGCUAUCUCAGGGUUCUAACAACACCAAUACGACUGUAACGAGUGGACGGUCUUCCCGUGUUAUCAAAACCCCAAAGAGAUUCCUGAACGAGGAAAUUAUUCCAUUUCCAAAGGGUUCUCUGUCAACAUGGCUGAAAAGUCAGCAGAAAGACGACACAAAACCCACCUUGUCCCUUAACGAAUCAGGUUACGACGGCAGCUCACAGCCGUUAGACAGCUUCCCCACAUCUGUGUUAGACAGCUCGUUGCUUGAGUCAAAGAUCUCAUCUAAACCCAGUCCAGACGCAAGCCACGUCGAGAUCUACAAAAACUUAAAGAAACUCACCUUAAAACUGGCAGAGAAAAAGAAAACCCAGUCCGGGUUUCAGGAGGACUACACGGACCAGGACGACAGUUUAACUUUCCACCACAGGAAGAGACGGAGGCCCAAGAUCAUGAUGGAGGAGAUGGACUCUCCAGGAGUUGUGAGGAAAGUGUCUGUGGUGGUCAAGACAGGUGUGGAAAUUCCAGAGGAAACUCCAGCAGAAGACAUAGGAACUAACAACAAAGAUACAGCAGCAGCUGUGACAGGGGACCCCAGUUGUGACAUGUUGGAGGUGGGCGGGCCCAGCCAUCGGAUCGGUCUCAGUGGAGCUAAUAAGAGGAUGCUGCACCUGCUCAAGAAAGCCAAAGUCCAGCUCAUCAAGAUUGAUCAGCAGAAGCAGCUCAAGCUCUCACAGUUGAGUUCAAGGGAAUCACAGGUGGCAGUGUGUGGAAGAAGGAGGAAAAGGAGGAGAGCCGGCUUUUCUCCUAAGGAGUAUGGGCCACAGGAGCAGCCACUCAGAGGUCCAAGGAUCAAGCAUGUGUGCCGGGCAGCCGCUGUGGCUUUGGGACAGCCUCGUGCCUUGGUGCCAGAUGAUAUUCCCAGACUCAGCGCUCUACCGCUUCACGAGAGGGAGGGCAUCACCUUCUCCCCCGCAGCAGAAGAUGUGGCUGAUGAUGAUGAUGACGAUGAUGAUGACAUCUCUGAUCAGGGCAGGGCACAGUGGGCGGUCUCUCAGGAAAGCAUCCAGCGCAGGAGGCAGAAAAAGGGCCACAAGUUCCGAAGGAGGAGGAUAUUGAGUCAGUAUUUACCCGGAGGAGUCCGUUCGAGACGCUGUGGAAUCUGCAAAGGAUGCUCCAUAGAGGGCGAUUGCGGGGAAUGCAUGAAUUGUCUGGAUAAGCCCAAGUUCGGAGGGCCCAACACCAAGAAACAGUGCUGCAUAUACAGAAAGUGUGACCGGAUUGUGAAAGCAAAGAUUGGCCGUACUGGAAAACCACUAAAAAUCCACUCGAGGCAGUUUUCAGCUUCAGCGUCCAGCAGUGAUGUGAACUACGGCGUCGGAGAAGCAGGGGAAGGAUCGUCCUCCAUGACGUUUGGCAUCAGGAAGCAGUCACUGCGUAAAAUCAAGCCGCGCUCCUACAGCGGAUUGCUAAAAUCCGAAUCCGAAGAAGAGGAGGAAAAAACAGAAAAGGAGAAAGCAGGCAAUCCAAAUGCAGCUGCUUCUUCACGCCAAGGCGUUUCAGCUCAAAAUGGUGUUUUGCUGCCAGAUGACCAAAUCACUGAGUCGAUGAGGAAUCGCCGGGCAUUCCCUAAAACUGCCAGCAGCAGACAAAGACCGUACAAGGCACAGGAGAACGCAGAAGAGAAGCAGCGCAGAGAAACUUUCCCAGAAUCCGGAUCGAUCAGGAACCCAGUGCCGAAGCUGCAGAAGCAGCUGCAGAUACAUUUGUACCGUCUGCCUGCGUACAUCCUGAAGACUGGCUCUCAGUCUUUGCCGUGGCAGAUGCCUCAGUUUGUGGAUCAGUCCCAGCGUUUAACACAGCUUCCUAUUUCACAGCCAUCGUGUAACGUAACAAACUCUCCUCCAGAAUUGCUCCAACUUGAAAUGUAUCCUGCUUCUGUAUUGCCAUCACCUCCCAUUGCAGACUCUCCACAGAAAUCUCCUCUGUUACGUUUGCCUCCGCCUGCGGUGCAGCCAGGCUCAGGUUUGCGCGAUCCAACACCACAAUCAACUCGACAACAGCCAACAUCUGCCUCGUGCUCAGCUGUGGCAGAGGUUUUGCCACAGAAGUGUGAUCAGGGAUGUGAGCCUGAAGUAAAGCAUCCAGACAGUCUAAUGGAUGUAUGCUCAGCCAAUGCAGAUAAAACUGUGGGCAAAGCUUUUCCAAACCCUUCCUGGACUUUUAGUCCAGGCAAAAAGUUACAGAAGCAACAGGAGCAGGAGGACGCGCACGGGUUGCAGCAUGAAGAGGACAAGGCGACGCCUUCUGUAAAAGAGACCGAGCUGCAAAGCUGUCCAACAACUGAUCCACAAUAUGUGCUUCGUUCCCAGAAUCCUCCUGAAUGUGCAUCAGUGAACACGCUGACAGGGUUAACUAACGGCUUUCUUCAAAAGGGCGUGUUGCAGCUCAAGCACAAGAUCCGUGUGGACUUUAAGGAGGACUGUGCUGUGCAGAAUGUGUGGCUAAUGGGCGGCCUCAGCGUUCUCACCUCAGUCCCAACCACUCCUCAGCCUGUCUGCCUGCUUUGUGCAAGUAAAGGAAAAUAUGAGAUGAUAUUUUGCCAGAUCUGCUGUGAACCUUUUCACAAUUUCUGCCUCACACCUGAUGAGCGCCCCAAGGAGGACUCUAAGGAGAACUGGUGUUGCAGACGCUGCAAAUUCUGUCAUGUGUGCGGCCGUAGAAGCAAGAAGGCGAAGCCUGUCUUGCAGUGCAGGAGAUGCCAAACCUCCUACCACCCUUCCUGCUUGGGUCCAACGUACCCGAAACCAAUGACUGCCAAAAUGGCCUGGGUGUGUAUGACGUGUAUCCGUUGUAAGAGCUGCGGCGUUACUCCUGGGAAGACCUGGGACAUGGCCUGGAACCAAGAGCAUGACCUCUGUCCCGACUGCACUGGCCUCAAUAAGAAAGGUAAUUUCUGCACCGUCUGCAACAAGUGCUAUGAAGAUAACCAAACCUCUAAAAUGAUGCGGUGUUCGGCGUGCAGCCACUGGAUUCACCAUGGAUGUGAAGGAAUCUCAGAAGAGCUUUUUGGGCUUAUGUCAAGCCAGCCAGACAAAGUAGCUUUCAUCUGCACAGCCUGCAGGCAGAGCCACACUGAACAAGGCAGCUUGAAGGAAGUCCUGCAGAGCAAGCUGCUAGCCGGCCUGAAGGAGGUGCUCACUGACCUCCUCUCCUCCAGCACCACUCAGCACCUCCUGCUCUGUAAAGAGUGUCAGAAGUCAAAUGAGACGGCGUCUUUCAGGGCGCAGCAACAAGUCUGUGAUCUACGAGCUGUGGACGAGAAGUUGAGAGAGGGCGGUUACACCUCAAUAAAAGCGUUUCAUUGGGAUGUUGCUGCUGUGAUGAAAAAAUGGGUGAAGGAAGAGGAACUGCUUUCUGAGGAUCAGAGGCCAACAAAUCAGUCCAAAGCACAUUAUGUUCAAGUUAUGAAACAGGCUUUUAGCUGGUUUUCUGUUUCCCAUCUUAAGAAGUGGAGCACAUUCUCUGAAGAGUUGCCAAGUGGCAUGCUUCCCGAGGCCGUCCUUCCUCCUUCGAAGGAGCACAGCUAUGCACAGUGGAUGGAGAGAGCGUUCCACACCAGGGAAUUCAAGGGCUUGGAGACUCAGACUGGCUAUACGCUGUCCUCAGUCGCUACACAGGAGGCUCGAGCUAAGAUCAGUGUCCCUGAGUGUUCACAAGAUUCCUCUAAGAUGAAAGAUGUGAGGCAGUGUGCUCUCUGCCAGCAAUAUGGAGACGCCACUCCCAGUGAUGCAGGACGGCUGUUGUACUUGGGGCAGAACGAGUGGGCACAUAUCAACUGUUGCCUGUGGUCUGCGGAGGUCUAUGAACAGAAUAGCGCUCUUCUACAAGUGCACUGUGCUGUCUCAAGGGGGCGCCACUUGCGCUGUGAUCGAUGUGGUCAGUGUGGAGCCACAGUGGGCUGCUGUCUCGACACCUGCCAGAGUAAUUACCACUUCAUGUGCGCUCGUGCAGAUAAGUGUGUGUUCCAGCAGGAUAGGAAGGUAUACUGCUACAAACACAGGGAUCUCGUUGGCGCAAAGAUGGUGUCAGGGAGGGGGUUUGAGGUCCCUCGCCGGGUGUAUGUGGACUUUGAGGGAAUCAAUCUGAGAAGAAAAUUCCUCACAGGCCUUGAACCAGAAAGCAUAAACAUGACAAUAGGCUCUCUCCAGAUUCAGAAACUCGGUGUGUUGUCAGAGCUGUCGUCAAAUGGAAGGAUGCUUUAUCCUGUCGGUUAUCAAUGCUCUCGGUUGUAUUGGAGCACAGUGGACCCCCGCAGACGCUGCAAGUACACCUGUAAGGUGACCGAAGUGAGCACACCUCUCCCUGGUGAAGAACAAGAUCUGAGGUUGGACAGAGAGGCGAACCACACCAUAGUCCACAGUCCCAGUCGCCACAGAGAUAUGGAGUCCGAAGAUGGCUACAGCCCCUCUUCCAGCCCAACAAAGUCCACGACCCCAUCUCCGAACUCGAAAACAUUCAACACAUCAGGACCUAAGAGUCCUGGUUACACACAGACCAGGAGACCAGCAGGCGGAUCAUCACGUCCACUCCCGUCUCCAGGAUCCGCUUCUCACAAGUCUCACCACAUCCUCACUCUGAGGGACCUUGACGACAACAGGCGGCCUCGCAGGCUCUCAUCUAGAAGCCGCCGCAGCACCUCGCCAACAGAAACCAACCCGUCUUUAACGAUGAGCCUCCGUCUCGGGGGGUCCGUCGGCUCCAGAUGCGCUCUGUUAAGCUCCCCGCCAAGAUCAACAACCUUAGGGUCCGCCUCUCCUCCUCUUUCACGACAAAACUCAACGUCUCCAGUCUGGAACUCCCCUUCGAGAUCAGGUUCCAGCAUUUCAGGAGGUUUUUCACCUCGACAAGGUGGCGUCACCCACUCUCCCGGAGGGACGCAAAACUUUAAAAUCACAACUCCGGUGACUGCAGAGGUCCCACAAGACUUCCUGGCGUCAUCGGAAGCAGAAGAGGCUGCUGUAGCCACGACAAACGGGAUCUCACUCGCUCCUGAUAACCUGGAGGAGGACAUAGCUGACCUCAUGUCUCAGGAGCUGCCGUACACCGUGUUCGACGCGGACGUAGCUGUGGCUUCAAUGCUUAGCACGAAGCUGGAGUUCGACGAGGCUCUUCUUGCCGAGAACGUGGCUCUUGGCAGUGGUCGAGUGGAAGGCAUGAUGCAGGACAUGGAAAUACGAGAAGACAAUCAAGAGAAUAGCUCUGAGGAUGAAGACUCUGGCCAUUACUCUAAGAUUUCACGCACAGUUGUGUGUAACACAGCAAGCGACUCCGACGCCUCAAGUCUGCCUGCUCCAGCACAGUCGAUCUCCCAGUUGGACGGGGCGGACAGUGGGUCAGAGACAGAGGAAAGUGAGGACAAAGCUAAAGUAAUAGCUGUUCCAGGAACACCUACAAAACAUCUAACAGUUGCUCUCCAGAGGCUGGAGUCCAUCUUCACUCUGCCAAAGUCAAACACUGAGAAGCAAAUAUCCAAACCAGAGUAUCUGGAAAGCUCUUCCUCACCUGUUUUUCUGGAAUCCAAUUCCAUGAGUAAUGAACUGUCUUUACAGGAAGAGGAGGUCCCAUUAGCCACAGACAGUCCAACAUCUCAGACGGAAUUGUUUUUGGAUCCAGCAAUGGGUCACUUUGUUUCAGCCAAAGACGGUUGCACGGUGAACUCAAACCAGGGUGCAGCUCCCGACAAAGACGAAACCUCAUCAAACGACUCGACUGAUGUGUUUCAAGAUGAUUUAAACGAUCCCGAUUUUUCUCCCCAAUCUGAAUCUAAAAAAUCUCCCUCGAUCAUGCAGAAGAGAACCAUCGUCAUAAAGAGAAAGGUGUCUGCACCAAGCCUCUCCAAGCCUCUGCUGCCCAAACAGUGUCUACAGUUGAAGCCGAACAUCACCCUCAUAGCGCCUAACGUCUGUAUCAGCUCAGUUUCUCCCUCUCCUGCUGCUUUCUCUGCUGUCCCGCAUCCAGCCUCCUCCCCUUUUUUUAUCAACGGCCUAAAUGCUUUACCCAUUCAGCCCGGCGCCACUCGAGGCAGACCCAUCGCAAUCCGCUUGGACAGCUCGAAACCAGAGAGUUCCCAGCAAGCGGAGGGGAAUCAGAAUCAGUCUGAGGCGGCGAACUCACCCGGCCCACAGACUCCUGUCCGCCAGGUCCUGCUUGUCAACCGGCAGGGACAGAUUCUCGUCAAAGACCCCAAAUCAAACACUUUUCAGACACUUCCUGGAAACUCGCCUGCUUAUAGCAGAAUUAGCCAAAUUGCCAAGUUUCUCCACAGAGGAAACAGUUUAAAUCAGUCUGUCCCACAGAUCAUGUUAAAGCCUCAGCCCAGCUCUUCAGAUCUGAACAUCUCUCCUCCCACCAACCACGUAACUCCAGAGAGAAAAGUCAUUGUCAAAGUGAUGCCAGUGAAACCAGUCAUUGCUCCAGCUUCUUUAGUUCCCGUCAGCAUGCAGACUUUUUCUCCGGCUAGUUUCUCCCAGAUGGAAGAGCGCACCACGCAGGCUAUCAUCAACAGAGCGAUGGCCACCGAAAUGGAGACGCCCAGGCCGGUGCCGAUCAUUCUCAAAAACACUUGUAGAAGAAAGGCGAGGCAGCGACAACCAACACAGCUCACAGACACGGAGGACUCGGAUCAGUCAUCAGUGGGGCGUUCAGAGUCCCCCAGUAUUUUCCAGAAUGAGCCGGCACACCCCCUGGUCAGAGUGAAGAGGGUGUCUUCGCUUUCAGAAAGGGCGUCCAAGAAAAAGUCAAAGAUAGACUGCUUAAAGAAUCCGUCUAGUGAAACAGAGGAAACGCUGGAAGAAAGGGCAAGUGGUGUUCGAAUCAAAGCUCCAACAACAAACGACGUUCUUGAUCUGGACCAGGUGAACGUGUGUGAGCCUGAGCCGAUGAAGAUCAGUGUUCCUCCUCCUCCUCCUACACCUACAUUCAGGCGCCCUCGAGCUGAGAGCCCAGCUCCACCUUCCAGACCCACCAUUCAGUCACACUGUAAAACCCACACGUGGGUCAGCUCUCGUCAUGGAGAGCUUUCUGAGUGGGCUCCGUAUGCAGGUUUUAGCUCGGAAGAUGAUGCCCCUGCACUGAAAUACAGGAAGAAGACUUGCAUGAAUCAGCCUCACCUGCGGUUUGAAAUCACCAGCGACGACGGCUUCAGCGUUAAGGCUAACAGCAUAGAGGUGGCGUGGCGCGCCGUGGUCGACGGCGUCCUUGACGCUCGAGCGGAUUUCCAUCUGAAGCAGCUUCCUUUGGGCGUGAUGAGCGCCCAGCGGGUGCUCGGCGUCGUCCACGAUGCCGUCAUCUACCUGCUGGAGCAGCUCGAGGGCGCAGCCAGCUGCAAGCGGCACCGCUUCCGCUUCCAUCGCUGCGAUGACGCCGAGGAGGAGCUGCCUCUCAACCCGAGCGGCUGUGCGCGAGCCGAAGUUUACACACGGAAAGCAACGUUUGAUAUGUUCAACUUCCUGGAAUCUCAGCACAGACCUCUCCCUGAGUUAGUAGGCCCCUUCGAUGAAGACGAGGAUGAAUUCCCACUCAAAUCCUCCAGACGGGCCACCAGCAGUGAGCUUCCCAUGGCAAUGAGGUUCAGACACCUGGAAAAAAUCUCCAAGGAAGCAGUAGGCGUUUACAGAUCUCCGAUUCACGGCCGCGGACUUUUCUGCAAGAGGAACAUCGACGCUGGGGAGAUGGUGAUCGAGUAUGCUGGCACAGUCAUUCGAGCUGUUCUGACGGAUAAACGGGAGAAAUAUUACGACAGCAAGGGCAUUGGCUGCUACAUGUUCCGCAUCGAUGACUUUGACGUGGUGGACGCAACGAUGCAGGGCAACGCGGCCCGCUUCAUCAACCACUCGUGCGAGCCGAACUGCUACUCCCGCGUCAUCAACGUGGACGGCCGCAAACACAUCGUCAUCUUCGCCCUGAGGAAGAUCUACCGGGGCGAGGAGCUCACCUACGACUACAAGUUCCCCAUCGAAGACGACGAAAACAAGCUGCACUGCAACUGCGGCGCCAGACGGUGCCGCCGCUACCUUAAUUAGUAAUUCUGGUCAUGGACAUCAGCUUUCUGUAACAAAAAGCCAUCUUUUCUGAUGAAUACGAAGGAGCUUAAUUUAUAACAAAUCAUGGGCAGUGUGUCUUCUCAUGCCUGUCCAUAAAUCAUCGGCUAAUUUCCGAGUUCUAGACAAUUGUAGCAUUCUUUUGGAUUUCAAGUAGUCUUUUCCUUGCACUCUGCACUCGCUCAAGGUGUCCUUUGUUGGUGACGUCUGUUGAAAUUGAGUCUAGACACAUAAUUACCAAAACACCCACAAACAGAGCUCACCAGCAGACCCCGAUUGCAGUUAUUACCGAGUAAAGAAGGAGCCGCCGGCUGGUGGAAGGAGCGCAUCUGCAAAUACAAGAUCAGAAAGAGGUGGAUGAGGAGAAUUUAUUCAGCACCUUACUUUGACACAACCUCCUCUGGCAGCAUCGCCGUGGCAGCAGACUGGACACAUUUCAGACAGAGUAAACACAUUACACCCAAAGCACCUUGUGUACAUUGUAGAGCAGCUACAUUUUAACUCUUCUCCAGGGAGCAGGGACUUCAGUGUUUUAGGUCUUGGUGUUAUUUAUCCCUAAAAAGUUAGUUUUAAUAGUCCUCCCUCAGUUCUUCCCCCCUCCAGUCAGUUAAAUGUUUCUACUUUUAUUUGUGAUGGAAGAAAUAAUCCGAACGCUUUUAUCUCACUGAUAUUCUGUUCGUUUGUUGUUUUUUGUGUGUAUUUUAAGGCUCAUGAGGGAGAAUCUUCUUGUUGCUGGACUCUCCAAUCCUGCCAUGCAGUUCUUUCUAAAUCGUUUUGUAUAUUUGAACAAUAAAUGUCUAUUCAACCAACUGAAACGUGUUUGAGCUUUGAACCAGCUGAAGGUUGAUGAACAGAAAGGAAUCUAAUGUUCAUGUCUCAGGUGUACUACCUCCAAGGUUUUAUAAAGCAAGGUUGUAUCAAGUUAAACGUUUAACAAACGUCGCUUCCUUGUUAAAUCUUUCUAAUACGAAAAGUAAUACACAUUUAGUACUAAUAAGCGUCAACUACUAUUCUGAACGUGAGUCCGCUCUCAUUGGGGGGAACCGGAUGAAGUCACUGGUUGUGUAAUAAAUUUUUUUCUCGUUUGACAUUUUAAUUGAAUUUCAAUCCAUGAUACUUUACAGGUGGACUAUGGAUCCUGUAAAUACUUGUAUAAAAAAGUUCUAAACCUGUUACAUAUUUUUUUACCUUCAUUGUUUUUUUUAUUUAUGUUGAAUAAAAGUUUGUUUCAAAGUUUC
Molecule: messenger RNA, 10642 nt
Organism: Girardinichthys multiradiatus
Lineage: Eukaryota; Metazoa; Chordata; Actinopteri; Cyprinodontiformes; Goodeidae
Product: histone-lysine N-methyltransferase 2B-like
Exons: 36
Coding region: 63-9386 (3107 amino acids)
Biological process (GO): positive regulation of DNA-templated transcription
Cellular component (GO): nucleus; histone methyltransferase complex
Molecular function (GO): zinc ion binding; DNA binding; histone H3K4 methyltransferase activity
Source: RefSeq, a predicted model, not a curated record